This is a messenger RNA of Cantharellus anzutake, 459 nucleotides long. RefSeq names its product ribosomal protein L7/L12 C-terminal domain-containing protein. The record is from RefSeq and is a predicted model, not a curated record. The annotation marks the transcript as partial. Gene Ontology annotation, cellular component: ribosome. Lineage: Eukaryota; Fungi; Basidiomycota; Agaricomycetes; Cantharellales; Hydnaceae. The transcript has 4 exons. Gene Ontology annotation, molecular function: structural constituent of ribosome. Gene Ontology annotation, biological process: translation.
GCCACGGCAGCUGAGGCAUCACCGGCCUCUCCUACCUCUUCACCAGCUAAUGUGGAUUCAAAAUUAAACAAAAUUGUUGACGACAUCUCCGGUCUUACAUUACUGCAAGCAGCUGACCUGGUGACACUCCUGAAGUCUCGCUUGAACAUUCAAGAAAUAGCCAUGCCCGCCCCAACUACUGCUCCCGUUGCGAAUGUCUCUACUGAGGACAUUACACCCCCAGAGGAAAAACCAAAGGAAAAGACGAUAUUCAACGUAACGUUAGAGAAAUUCGAUUCCGUGGCCAAAGCCAAGAUCAUCAAAGAAAUCAAGUCCAUUAUUCCCAACAUCAACCUUGUUGAGGCGAAGAAAUUUGUCGAAUCCGUGCCGAGGGUUGUCAAGGAGAAUCUUCCUAAAGAGGACGCUGAGAAGUUGAAGAAAACGUUCACUGAUCUUGGAGCGACUGUCACUUUAUCGUGA